AAGAAAAUGGCGUCACGACUCACUAACAGUCUGAGGUCGCCAAAUAAAGGUUUACUUUUGUUGUGCUAAAUAAAUCAUGUUUUUCAGCCUGAAAUAACCUCAGAAUGGAAAUCAUGGCUGUAAACAUGCUGACAAGCUCCCCAGCUCCAGUCACACUGCCCCCCUCGCCAUGCUCGGAAGACCCCAGCCCCACAUUCGGGACGCUGGACGGCGAAGACUAUGUGUUCAUUGAGCCCCGUCAUUCCAACAAGGUGCUGGAAGGCCUGAACAGUCUGAGACUUAACAAUGCCUUCUGUGAUGUCACACUGUGCUGUGGGGGACAGGAGUUUCCUUGCCAUCGUAUUGUGCUCGCUUCAUUCAGUUCCUACUUCCAGGCUAUGUUUUCCACCGACUUGAUGGAGUCGCGACAGGAGCGAGUGGCCAUAAACGGCGUGGAGCCGCAGAUGAUCGGCAUGCUGGUGAGCUACGCCUACACCGCCGAGGUGGUCAUCUCCAAAGCCAACGUGCAGGCCCUGCUGGCUGCUGCCAACCUGCUGGAUGUCAUGGCGGUGCGCGAGGCCUGCUGCAGGUUCAUGGAGCGGCAGAUGGACGAGAUCAACUGCGUAGGCAUCCACUGUUUUGCCGAGGCUCACUCGUGUAAGGAGCUGGAGCGGCGCAGCAUGGAGUACAUCCAGCAGCACUUCAGCACUGUGUGCAGACAGGAGGAGUUUCUCUCUCUGUGUGCCGAUAAACUCACCGAGAUUAUCUCCAGCGACCACCUCAAUGUGCCAAAAGAGGAGACUGUGUUCGAGGCAGCCAUGCUGUGGCUGGAGAAGUGUUCUUCACGCAGACAGAGCUUUGAAAAGGUUCUUGAGCACAUCCGGCUGCCCUUCAUCAGCCCCUAUUACAUCCAUGAUGUGAUCGAGUCUCUGGACGUUGUGAAGGAGUCUCGGAAAUGUCAGGAACUGAUCUCCGAAGCCAAGGACUUCCUGCUGUUGCUGGACCGCAGAGGGGAACUCUACAGCCCGAGAACUCGGCCUCGCAGGACCAUGGGCACAGCUGAGGUCAUUGUGACUGUCGGAGGAGAAGAUGAUAAGGUUGUGUUGAGAAGUGUGGAGAGCUUCGACCCACUGACCAGCCAGUGGAAAAGCCUGGCGUGCCUACCCUUUGCUGUGAGUAAGCAUGGAUUGGUGGUGUCAGGUUCCAUGUUGUAUUUGGCUGGUGGCGAGUUCCCAGAUGGCUCAGCCAGCAGAGAAAUGUGGCGCUACGACCCCUGCUUCGACUCCUGGUUUGAGAUGGCGCCCAUGAAUGUGGCUCGAUCAGAACUAGGUCUGGUGAUGCUGGACGGCUACGUGUUCGCGGUAGGAGGCUGGGAGGGCCGCUCCCGCCUGGACUCGGUCGAGUGCUACGAUCCUCUCACUAACACCUGGCAAUUCAUGGAGCCAGUCAAAAUGGCGGUCACCAGUCCAGCUGUGGUGGCACUGGAUGGACUGCUUUAUGUCACAGGCGGUGCUGUUCUGGAAGACGGAGAUGGAACUGACCUAGCGCAAGUGUAUAACCCUAAAACACACGUUUGGACUGAAGUCGCACCCAUGCAGAUCGCCCGCUCUGGCUCUGCAGCCUGCACUCUAAAGGGGAAGAUCUAUGUAAUAGGCGGGUGGCACGCUUCUACGGAGAACACGGAUAAGGUGGAAUGCUAUGACCCAAAGAGCAACAAGUGGACCAUGUGCGCACCAAUGAAGGAGCGACGCUAUCGGCCCGGAGUAGCUGUUGUGGAUGGGAAAAUCUACGUGUUAGGAGGAGAGGAGGGCUGGGACAGGUACCACGACACAAUUGAACGGUACUGCGAUGAGACCGACAGCUGGGAAAUCGUCGGCGAGAUGCCCACCAGCCGCAGUUGGCUGAGCUGCGUCUCCCUGCAGCUGCUGAAAGACAAUCACGGCGCCGGGAGCCAAGACGGCACCUCGGAGGCCGAGUUUCCUGUAGACUGACUGCAUCCGGCCACCGUGCGCAUUUAACCUCACACUUGGUGUGUAGACAGCAGCCAGCCGUAAAGGUCAGGUAGGCUGCUGUCGCGUCGACACGCUGACGAGUGGGUUAUGAGUCUCCACCUGGUUCAGUUCAUUACAAUGGACGGAGUCAGAUCACGUGUACCAGUUGUAUAUAUGGUCUCUCCUUGGAUCUGUGCAAACGGGUAUGCAGGGUUUACCGUGAAAGCCCCAGCCCCUCUAGACGUGGUCGUGAAAUCGUCUCGUGCGCUAUUUAUUAGGUCUGUAUCGUACGUGUGGAUGUGAGUUAUCUGUGGUGUUUGGCAUCUAACAUCUUAGAUUAGGAUGUUGAUUUUACAGCUAAUUUGAAACAGUUAAGUCAUUUAACAGUCGCGUCCAGUCUGUUUUAUAUUUAUACGUGUAUAAGCCACUAAAAUGUAGCACAAUUUGAAUUAUUUGUUCAAGACUUGAGUAAAUGGUGGGUGUGUUCAAAAAGCAGUGAUUUUUUUCACAUUCCGGGAGCUGCCAAUAAAAUGUUGCCAUCUUA
Trichomycterus rosablanca is the source of this 2514-nucleotide messenger RNA. RefSeq names its product kelch-like protein 20. The record is from RefSeq and is a predicted model, not a curated record. The transcript is spliced from 11 exons. The coding region runs from base 105 to 1970 and encodes 621 amino acids. Gene Ontology annotation, molecular function: protein binding. Lineage: Eukaryota; Metazoa; Chordata; Actinopteri; Siluriformes; Trichomycteridae.